CAGAACCCAACAAUACCCUGCUCUUUCAAGAACUUAAAACAGGAGAUUUGCAUCCCAUGAUGGAUAUUUUUUCGGCCGGUUGUGCUUUGACUGAAUUGUACAAUGAAGGCCACCCGCCUUUCGAUUUCUCUCAACUUUUAGCUUAUAGAAACGGCGACUACUCUGCAAGCAAGCACCUUGAUAAUAUAGAAGACGAAGGCAUUCGAGAAAUCUUGGCCUCGAUGAUCGAGAAAAAUCCGUCGAAUCGCAAGAGCGCUGAAUUGUAUUUGUCACAGGCACGAGGCAAAGUGUUUCCAGAAUAUUUUUAUGGAUUUCUACAGUCGUACAUGCAGAUCUUCUCGGCAGCGCCGAUCCUCUCACCCGAUGAAAAGAUCAGUAGACUGAAAAAAGACAUCGGUAAUAUUAAAAAAAGAAGUGCGUCGUGGAUUGUGGGUUCUGUUCUAUUUCAUUUUUAUUUCUAAGAGAAGAGAACCGUUUAAGAAUUAUACCGUUUAAUCAUUUGGAAAUUAAACUUUCGAAAUUUUGAAUGCCUAGCUUAGAUAUUCUGUCAUGCGUGUCUCUCUUUCUCUAUAUCACUUUUGUCGAGUUUUUUUUUCUUGCGGCGCGGUUUGGUUUUGAACACUGUAACUUUUAUCAUGCAAUAAUACAUAUCUGAAUAAUAUGAGGCAUUGCAACAAAAAUAUUAGUUAUAAAGACUCUAUAAGCUUAUAUUUAUAUCAACUGAAUACUUAAGGUUCUUGGCUAUUUACAGUCAUAAUGUACAAUCACUUCACAAAAAGUGGUUUAUCAUGCUUUAUGUCUGUAGAUUUAAUAAUAUAUUUUAAGUUUUUUUUAUGUAAAAAAAUAAUUUAGCUUUAUUAUGAUAAGUAAAUAUAUACCUUGAGCUACAAAAAAUUAUUUCAUAAUCAUAUUUUCCCCAGAUGUGUAUUAAUGCACUCAUAAAAGUGACAAAAUGUUUUUUUUUAACUUCGCAUUUGAAAGAGCAAUGAUAAUAUAAUAAUAUUAAUAACAAUAGAAGAAUUUAUAAAAGAUUUCGAAAUUAUAAAAUUUUUUCUUAAAAUACGACGGGCAUCCAUUUGAUUUGCGAAUGAGGGUUGAUUGAGGAAACGAGAAUCUCGUUGGACUAAGAUUUGCGCUCCAGUUUAUUCUUCCACAGUUCUCCGCUUUAUGAGUAUUUAAAAUUUUUGUAUACGCAAGAAGAAUCCACACUUUUUUUGCACAAUACAUAAUAAGGGCAAACUUUUUACGCCAAUUAAAUCCACGUAUUAAUUUUUUAAAUAAUAUAGUUGUUUGUACAUUAAGAGAAACUUAGUUCGUAAGCCAAAUAUAUUGAUAAUGUGAAAACAAGCAGACAUUGCUGUCAAGGUAUAUUACACAAAUAGUCUGGAGGCGAAUAAAUGGAUUUUCAAAUUCUACCUCCUUGUCAUUUUUAAUGUACUGAUUCAAGCCUAUUCCUUACCAAAAUUAGUAAAAAUAAACUCAAAGUUGUUCAUAUUUUAGAAUAUUUAUAUAUUUCAAAACAAAUAAGUAUAAUAUAUAAUCAAGUUUGUUUACAUGUGUUCACAAGCAUACAAUAGUUCUUUUUUCCUUGCAUCAAGAAUUAUAACAUUUUAUUCAUAAUUUCACCUUCCUCCGCCUCAGAUGAAUCAUAUCUGCUUUAUUGCCAACAAGUGCGAGUAAGUAGCACAGUUUUUCCAAAAUAUGGACACAGAAAAGAAUAUCAGGAGAAAGUUUGAUGAUCCAUUCUCCUAAUGCACCUUUUACAAAUCCUACAAUGAUGUGCCCUAGGUGGUCUGUAAGUCUCACACCUAGUGCACACAGUCCAGUCAUUUCUCAUCACAAUCAUCUCCACCAGAACUUCCUGUAUGAAUAUCCGAAAAGUCCAUCCUUGAUUGCGGCAAUGGCACAACCCCUGGAUCGCUGCAUACUGCUUUCAGAUGCGACAUCAUCAGCAGCAGCACAAAGUGCAGCCAGCAGCACUAAGUAUUUUCUCCACUGCAGAACAGCUGCUCGCUUUGCCUGCCACACGCUGACCGCUGACGCACUCGGAGUGGUUUGCGCAUGCGCAAUACGUUGGUGCUGUAUGUUAAAUUUCUCAAAAGUGAUUUUUUAGAUUUUUUUAUAAAUAAAUGCUUUUUUUGCAAUAUUUAGCAGUGUCUCAAUUACAAAUAGCUAGGGUUCAAUUUUUUAACGUUGAUAGAAUAUCGGUAAACACAAUAUUUCUUGAGAAAAACGUAUUUUUCCAAGGUACAUAUAGCACAUUUCUUUUUUAUUUUUAAUUAAAAAACUACGGAGGUUCAAUUACAAUAAAUAGAUUAUUUGUAAUGUGCAAUUAAAAAUACAUCGACUAGUAUUUUUUUUAUUAUAUAUAUUCAAUAUUUGCGGGCUGGGGUAAGGGGGGUUGAAUUUUACACAAUACACGCACGUGCGCGUGUUGCGUCUGAAUAGCGACGGCCUAUAGUGUCAAAUUAAAACCCUUUUUUCGAGGUUACCUUUGAACUUCUCUGAUGUUUCAGUGUCAACAUGCAUUGUUGCAGCAGGUGACAGUCUAACAAUCAUGUUGAAGUAUUUACUUAAUAACUUUUUUUGACACGCUGUGAAAAUUGUUUUAAAUACAUUUUAAUUUAAUUAUACUUGGUUUAAUUUUGUGUAUCAACUGAUAUCAAAAUUACAAAAUGCCAGUCGUUUGUAAUAGAGUAACAUGUAACAAAAAUGCCGUUUUAAAAAGGCCAAAAACCGGUGAUCCUAUGUGCAAAGAGUGCUUUUUUGAUUGCUUUGAAACAGAGAUACACGUAACAAUAGUAAAAGCAGAGUUGUUCAAAAGAGGAGACAAAGUUGCCAUCGGAGCAUCAGGUGGAAAAGAUUCCACCGUACUAGCUUACAUUUUGAAACUGCUCAAUGAGCGUUAUGAUUAUGGAUUGGAAUUGUUUUUACUGUCUAUUGACGAAGGAAUCAGUGGAUACAGAGAUGACAGUCUUGAGACAGUCAAACAGAACCGAGAUGAUUAUCAGUUGCCUUUAAAAAUAUUAUCCUACAAAGAUUUAUAUGGAUGGUCCAUGGAUGAAAUCGUUAAACAGAUAGGUAAAAAGAAUAAUUGCACCUUUUGUGGUGUAUUUCGAAGGCAGGCUUUGGACAGAGGUGCAGCGUUGUUAAAUGCAGACAUGAUUGUUACUGGGCACAAUGCUGAUGAUAUCGCAGAAACUGUUAUAAUGAAUGUAUUGAGAGGUGAUCUUGCAAGAUUGUCUCGUUGUACACAUAUUGUUACUGAAGGAGAAGGAACCAUUCCCAGAUGCAAGCCUUUAAAGUAUGCAUAUGAAAAGGAAAUUGUUAUGUAUGCUCACUACAAGGAGUUAGUUUACUUCUCAACAGAAUGCUCCUAUUCACCAGAAGCUUACAGAGGUCACACUCGCGAAUUCUUAAAACAAAUUGAAAGAGUCAGGCCAACUGCUAUACUCGACAUUAUUCAUUCCGGCGAGAUGGUAAGGCUGAAAGAAAGCGUCAAGAUCCCAGAACGUCGAAACUGCACACGUUGCGGAUUUAUCGCCAGUCAGGAGAUAUGUAAAGCGUGCGUUUUACUUGAAGGUUUGAAUAUAGGUAUGCCAAAACUAGGUAUAGGAAAAUCCAAUAAAGCUAAAAAAAUACUGGGUAUGAAAGUCGAAGACGGAUCCGAAAAUAUAGAGAAAAAUGCGCGCAAAAAGCCAGCCAGAGUUGGUGAUAGUAAGAAGAAAAUCAGAAGAGAAAUGAAGAAAAAAAAGAUGGAACAAGAUAAUCUCAUAAGAAGGGGUCUAAUAAAGCCGGAAGAAGAGAAAGAGCAGUCAUCUUCUUGCGGAGGUGGAGGAGAUUGUGGAGAUAGUUGUGGGUCAAAGAAGCCUGAAGCGUCAUCGGAAGACGCAGAUGAUUUUUUAUUUUUGCUACCAGACGCAGAUCCUUUUGAACAAUCAUCUUCAUGUGGAGGAGGAGAAAAAAAGGGAAAUUGCGGAUCGGGAUGUAGGUCGAAAGAUUCGAACCAAUCAACGUCAGUUAUCAGUGAAGCAGCCGCGUUAGAGCGAGAAAUGGAAGAUAUUUCGUUAGAUUCUCCGCCUGAAGAAAGUCCAUAUUAUGAAGAAUUAGGUUGUGGAGGCGUAAUUGAUUAUGCUUUGAGAGUGAGUGCUUCUGGUGAUGAUGAUGAAGAAUUUUUUAUGGAAGCCGAAGAGAUGGAAGAAGAGAUAGAGUGUGAAUGUCCUUCAGAAUUAAGAGCAGAUCCUGAUGAGACCCGUACGACAUCCAGUCCACCAAUAGAGUUGAAUUUUGAUCCCGAUGAAGAUGGGGAUGAAGAAUUCAAUAUACCCGUUUUCAAAAAAUUAAUGGCAAUGAUGCAUCCAGAAUUAAGAGUUCACUUGAAAGAGCCCUUAACACCUGAAGAAAUAGAAGCUGCCGAAAAUAAAGAGUCGUAUCGCUUUAGCGACGAAGAUAUAGACUUCUUGGCCUCACUAAUAGUAAAAGACUUGAAACCCAUCGAAUCGGACGAAGAGUCAGAGAAACAAGACAAACAUUCUACAGAGCCACAAUCCACAACCCAGGCAGACACAGAUAAAACGAAAGUAACAAAAGAAGCGUUGGAGGAACCUCAUCAAUCGGAUAAUCCAGAUCAGUCUACAGGUAAUGGUCCAACUUUGGUUAAGGCUAAACCAAAAAGGGUAGGGCCCACUCUUCUGUUACCAGAGAUGAUGCACAAAGCUAAAAAUAACUUGGAUUUUUAAACUAUUUUGCUAUGAAGAGAGAUAAUAUACCUUGUUUUUUAAAACUUUA
Messenger RNA from Nasonia vitripennis (jewel wasp), 4788 nucleotides. RefSeq lists its product as uncharacterized. Gene Ontology annotation, molecular function: tRNA binding. The transcript has 5 exons. Lineage: Eukaryota; Metazoa; Arthropoda; Insecta; Hymenoptera; Pteromalidae. The coding region runs from base 2676 to 4739 and encodes 687 amino acids. The record is from RefSeq and is a predicted model, not a curated record. Gene Ontology annotation, biological process: tRNA wobble position uridine thiolation. Gene Ontology annotation, cellular component: mitochondrion; cytosolic tRNA wobble base thiouridylase complex.